AUCUGACAAAGGAUGUGAUAAAAAAAUUCAUCUUAUCUUCUUCGAUCUUCUCCUCGAGCGGGCUGCACGUCAUUCAUUUCACCCAUCACACCUUCCAACUCCUACCGGCCCGCAUUACGAUUCCGUACCUUCAGCCCUAGUUUGAUGCAGGAACGAUAACGCAAAAAAAGAUUGAGCAAAUUUGGCUACUUUGUCGAUAUCAGAUUGACCAAUACGCAAAAAACGCUCAAAUUCAUAUUUUAACCCCUUUUGCUCAAUUUCUGUCUCUUUCUCACCUUCACCUACAUUCUCAUCGCCAUGUCUGCAACAACAGGCAACAAGGUUUUCGCACCUGCUAUCUUCUUCAUCGCUUUUCGUGAAGCAUUGGAAGCAUCUCUCGUCAUUGGUAUCUUGACGGGAACGUUGGAAAACGUCGUUGGUGUCAAGAAUGGCGAUCAAAACGGUCGUGCAUUGGUGAAAAAGUUACGCAAAUAUAUCUUUAUGGGAGCAGGCAUUGGACUGUUAAUAGCAUUUGCCAUCGGUGCUGCUUUUUUGGCAGUGUUUUAUACCCAAACGACUGAUUUGUAUGGCCGAUCAGAAGAAUUAUGGGAAGGCAUCUUUAACUUGAUCGCCGUCCUCCUGAUCACGCCAAUGUCCUUGGCCAUCUUACGUGCCGAUCGUAGCAGACGUAAAUGGCGCAAAAAACUCUCGAAAGCAUUUGACGGAUAUCAACAAGAACGUAGAGAUUUGGCCAAUGCGGGAGAAGAAGCAAAUGAUGUAAUCACCCCUGCCACCGAAGAACCUACGCACGUUUUGAAUGACAGCACCGCAAAUGCACCUCAAACCACAAAGGCCCCUCAAGGUAGAGUUGAAGCUUUAUGGUCUGCUAUCAAACGUCCAUUCAGCGGUGAAGCUCGUGGCGCAACUGCCAUCUUUGUCAUUCCUUUGAUCACCACCCUUCGUGAAGGUUUGGAAGGUGUUGUGUUUAUCGGAGGCGUGUCUCUCGGUCUUCCGGCAACAUCAAUCCCUCUGCCUGCUAUUCUCGGAUUAUUCUGUGGUCUUUUGUGCGGUUUCAUCGUUUUCAAAGCAGGUAGUUUCAACAAGAUUCGAUUCUUCUUGGUCUUUUCCACAUGUUUCUUAUUGGUCAUUGCUGCCGGCAUGUUUAGUCGAUCUGUGUAUUACCUGCAAUUUUACCAAUACGUUCAAUUGGUCGGUGAUGCAGCAGCAGAAAGUGGUUCAGGACCCGGCAGUUACAAUGCAAAUAAUUACGUUUGGCAUUUAGACUGUUGCAAUCCGGAGGAUAAGAAAAAUGGUGGAAGUGGAUGGGCCAUUUUGAAUAGCUUGUUUGGUUGGAACAAUACCGCAACAGUUGGCUCAAUUUUGAGUUAUAUCUUUUACUGGCUCGCCGUCAUUUCUUACUUGGUCUAUUCUCACUUUCAGCAACAACAACGACAAGAGCAAUCAUUGAACAAGAAUGCCGCCCCUUCAGAAGGCUCACAAAUCGAAGAACGUGUUAGCGAGAAAUCUGUUUGAUCGAAACGGCCCACGCUCAGUAAUCGAUGAUGAAAAUGUUGAUGAGGAGCGUGAUGGACGGCUUGGAGGAGGA
Messenger RNA from Meira miltonrushii, 1585 nucleotides. Its product is annotated as iron permease FTR1. The record is from RefSeq and is a predicted model, not a curated record. The transcript is spliced from 4 exons. Gene Ontology annotation, molecular function: ferrous iron transmembrane transporter activity. Gene Ontology annotation, cellular component: plasma membrane; high-affinity iron permease complex. The coding region runs from base 298 to 1512 and encodes 404 amino acids. Gene Ontology annotation, biological process: iron ion transmembrane transport. Lineage: Eukaryota; Fungi; Basidiomycota; Exobasidiomycetes; Exobasidiales; Brachybasidiaceae.